UUCUUCGCCGCCGACGGCCUCAGCACCUAUUUCACCACCAUCGUGUCCGUGAGGCUCUUCCAGGACGGUGAGAAGCGCCUGGCUGUGCUGCGACUCUUCUGGAUCCUCACCAUCCUCAGCCUCAAGUUCGUCUUCGAGAUGCUGCUGUGCCAGAAGCUGGUGGAGCACACCCGCGAGCUCUGGUACGGGCUCAUCAUGUCGCCCGUCUUCAUCCUCCUCCAGCUGCUUAUGAUCAGAGCCUGCCGGGUGAACUGA
Messenger RNA from Pterocles gutturalis (yellow-throated sandgrouse), 255 nucleotides. RefSeq names its product transmembrane protein 203 (gene TMEM203). NCBI's taxonomy places the organism in Eukaryota, Metazoa, Chordata, Aves, Pterocliformes, Pteroclidae. Gene Ontology annotation, biological process: intracellular calcium ion homeostasis. The record is from RefSeq and is a predicted model, not a curated record. The transcript has a single exon. The annotation marks the transcript as partial. Gene Ontology annotation, cellular component: endoplasmic reticulum.